Papaver somniferum (opium poppy) is the source of this 456-nucleotide messenger RNA. Its product is annotated as 14.7 kDa ribonuclease H-like protein. Gene Ontology annotation, molecular function: nucleic acid binding; RNA-DNA hybrid ribonuclease activity. Bases 1 to 456 code for a protein of 151 amino acids. The transcript has a single exon. The record is from RefSeq and is a predicted model, not a curated record. NCBI's taxonomy places the organism in Eukaryota, Viridiplantae, Streptophyta, Magnoliopsida, Ranunculales, Papaveraceae.
AUGUACUGUGAUGGUGCAUCAAAAGGAAAUCCAGGUAUCUCAGGCUAUGGAUUUAUUAGUGGAACAAGCUCAGGAGAAUUCUUGGUAGCUGUUUCAGGUGGGUUGGGUGUUUCAACUAACUAUUAUGCAAAGAUACUAGCAGUUCUGAAUGCAGGAGAAUGGGCAUUAAGCAAAGGACAUGAAGAGGUAUUAUUAAGAACUGAUUCAUCAGCUGCAAUCAGUGCAUUUCAGAGUAACAAAAUUUCAUGGUUUGCCAUAAAAAGAUGGGAAAAAAUUUGUGCAAGACUUAAAACUUGGUGCUUCAUAUAUGGUUACGGGGAGACUAAUUUCUCUGCUGAUGAUCUAUCAAAUAAAGGAGCUAAUAUUUCAAGAGGUGAAAGAAGAAUUUAUGAGUCAAGGCCUCAUUUCUUAAAUCCAAUGGAGAUACCAAACCAACCUUACUACAAAUUUUGUUAA